UCAAGUAUAAACUCUUGUGAGAUUUAAUAGUUUUUCUUAUAAAUAGCUGUUGGUUCACUUGAAUAAGAACCAAAGGGGGUAUACUUGGCUUCAGCUGCUGAAUAUGAUGGAACGGUACAAGUUAAUUAAGGAAGUCGGUGAUGGAACAUUUGGGAGUGUUUGGCGAGCUAUAAAUAAACAGACCGGGGAAGUUGUUGCAAUUAAGAAAAUGAAGAGGAAAUAUUAUUCUUGGGAGGAGUGCAUGAAUCUUCGGGAGGUGAAGUCCCUUCGGCGGAUGAACCAUCCUAACAUUGUGAAGCUAAAGGAAGUCAUAAGAGAAAAUGAUAUUCUAUACUUCGUGUUUGAAUAUAUGGAAUGCAAUCUCUACCAGCUUAUGAAAGAUAGGGGAGAGGUUUUUUCGGAGGCUGAAAUUCGGAAUUGGUGCUUUCAAAUAUUUCAAGCCCUUGCUUAUAUGCACCAGCGUGGCUAUUUUCACCGUGACCUUAAGCCUGGUAUUACUCUAGUUGUGAGGAAAUGUUUUGUUUAAUAACCAUUUUCUCUUUGUUUUCAUGUUACCAUUCUGAUAGGGUCUAGGUCCCUAUUUGAGUAAGGCUUGCAUUUGACAUUUGUUGUUUGGUUGUGUUUUUAGCUGUUUAUUUUCUUUUUGAAUGCCACACUUAACUAUACGCACUGGUCAAUUAUCAUGGAGAUCAAAAGUAGUGGGAAAUUCAUCCAACAACUAUUGGCCCAAAUCCAGAGCCUUUGGAUUAAAUCUGCUUGGUUCCUGUCUAGAUUUUAUAGUUUGUAGGUCCGUCUGGCCUGAGCUUUUUUUUUUUUUAAA
Messenger RNA from Phoenix dactylifera (date palm), 820 nucleotides. The record is from RefSeq and is a predicted model, not a curated record. NCBI's taxonomy places the organism in Eukaryota, Viridiplantae, Streptophyta, Magnoliopsida, Arecales, Arecaceae.